Molecule: messenger RNA, 504 nt
Organism: Cercopithifilaria johnstoni
Lineage: Eukaryota; Metazoa; Nematoda; Chromadorea; Rhabditida; Onchocercidae
Source: the annotation of a GenBank genome assembly
AUGGCGAAACAUACUGGUGAAAAAAACUACAUAUGUAAGGUAUGUGAUAAGCAAUUCGGACAAGCAUGCCAUCUGGAAUGCCAUAUGAGGAUACAUACCGGUGAGAAAAACUAUGUAUGUAAGGUAUGCAACAAAACAUUCAAUCAGCAUUCAAAUAUGAAGACACACGAACUGACACAUAAAAACGUACGACCAUUCAACUGUAAACAGUGUGGUAAGAAUUUCACUCGGAAUGGUAAUUUGAAAAAACACGUGAAUAUACACAAAAGUUCGAGCGAAAGGCUGUAUUCUGCAUCGGACGAUCAGAAUCGAAACAAAUCGACGCACGAGGCAUUACGACCAUUCAAAUGUGAAAAGUGCGAUAAUGCAUUUAAAAAGCGUUACCAUCUGAAACAUCAUAUGAAUAUGCAUGAAGACAGAAAGGCAUUGAAAUGCAACGAAUGCGAUAAAGUAUUCAGAUACUCUUCAAACCUGCAACGACACAAAUUGACGCACGGAAACUAG